Drosophila novamexicana is the source of this 317-nucleotide messenger RNA. RefSeq names its product defensin. NCBI's taxonomy places the organism in Eukaryota, Metazoa, Arthropoda, Insecta, Diptera, Drosophilidae. The coding region runs from base 13 to 279 and encodes 88 amino acids. The transcript has a single exon. Gene Ontology annotation, biological process: humoral immune response; defense response to bacterium. The record is from RefSeq and is a predicted model, not a curated record.
UUCUCAAGCAAGAUGAAAUUUACCAUAUUCCUAGGCGUUCUGGCUGUCCUCGUGUGCUUGGCUCAGUCACAACCUAUCGCCCAGGAUUCACUCGCUGAGCGGGAGCCCUCGGCAGUUGAGCCCGUGCCACAGGACUUCCACAGCCGUCAGAAGCGUGCCACAUGCGAUCUGCUGAGCGGCUUCAAUGUGAAUCACUCGGCCUGUGCAGCUCACUGUAUUGGCCUGGGCAGGAGUGGAGGCUAUUGCAAUGAUAAGGCUGUUUGCGUUUGUCGACGUUGAAAUAUUUAUAUUGACAGAUUCAAUAAAAUUGCAAUUAA